This is a messenger RNA of Gadus chalcogrammus (walleye pollock), 1786 nucleotides long. RefSeq names its product protein transport protein Sec24D-like. Gene Ontology annotation, cellular component: endoplasmic reticulum exit site; COPII vesicle coat. The record is from RefSeq and is a predicted model, not a curated record. Gene Ontology annotation, biological process: endoplasmic reticulum to Golgi vesicle-mediated transport; intracellular protein transport; COPII-coated vesicle cargo loading. Gene Ontology annotation, molecular function: zinc ion binding; SNARE binding. Lineage: Eukaryota; Metazoa; Chordata; Actinopteri; Gadiformes; Gadidae.
UCAGAGCUCUUCAUCUUCCACGCCUCCAUCCCGAUCGCUGAGGCACCUGGGAAGUUGAAGAACCGAGACGAUAAGAAGCUGGUCAGCACGGACAAGGAGAAGACGCUGUUCCACCCGGUGAAGGGCGUGUACGAGCAGCUUUCCAAGGACUGUGUAGCUCAGGGCUGCAGCGUGGACCUCUUCCUGUUCCCCAGCCAGUACCUGGACAUCGCCACCAUGGGGGAUGUGCCCGCGCACACCAGGGGCGCCGUCUUCAAGUGCAGCAACUUCCAGGUGGAGACCGACGGGGAGCACUUCUUGAGGGACCUGAGGAAGGAUGUGGAGAAGCCCAUCGGGUUUGACGCCAUCAUGCGUGUCCGCACCAGCACAGGCUUCCGGGCGACGGACUUCUUCGGCGGCGUGUAUAUGAACAACACGACGGACGUGGAGCUGGCGGCGGUGGACUGUGACCACGCCAUCACCGUGGAGCUGAAGCACGACGACACGCUCAGCGAGGAGACGGGCGCUAUUACCCAGUGUGCCUUGCUCUACACCACCGUCGGGGGCCAGAGGCGUCUGCGCGUCCACAACCUCAGUCUGAACUGCAGCUCCCAGCUGAUGGAGCUGUUCAAGAGCUGCGAGACGGACUCGCUCAUCAACUUCUUCGCCAAAACAGCCUACCGCGCCAUCCUGAAGCAGCCACUGAAGAGCGUCCGGGAGAUCCUGGUCAACCAGACCGCCCACAUGCUGGCCUGCUACCGCAAGAACUGUGCCAGCCCCUCUGCCGCCAGCCAGCUGAUCCUGCCCGAGACCAUGAAGGUGUUCCCGGUGUACAUGAACAGCCUGAUGAAGACGGCCCCCCUGGUGGGCAGCACGGAGCUGUCCACGGACGACCGCGCCCACCAGCGGCUGGCCGUCAUGGCCAUGGGCGUGGAGGACACCCAGCUGCUGCUGUACCCCCGGCUCAUCCCACUGCACAACAUGGAGCUGGAGGGCGAGGCGGUGCCGUCCCGCUGCUCUGAGGACCGCCUGUCCGACGGCGGAGCCUUCCUGCUGGAGAACGGCCACUCCCUCUUCCUGUGGCUGGGCCAGGCCUGCCCCCCCGAGCUCAUCCAGGGGCUCUUCAACCUCGCUCGCUCACCUGCAGCCCAACACGAACAUGUGCAACAGCGCCCCCUGGGGUCACACUUUUCGGUGGGAUCCCGGUGCACCGGGACACGGAGCUGUUUGCCUACGGUGGCUGUGGACCUGUGGGAGAGCAAUCUUGGUGUGAGUUGAACCCACGAGGAGCACGUGUCUCAAGAAUUGGUCACCCGAAUCCAGGUCUGCAGUGCUUAUGAAGUAGAACAUCCGAGACUCACAGAGCGUGUUCCUCGGUGGCGCAAUGGAGAAAGACGCUGAAAAAUUCAUCCUCAUCUGAGACCGGGGUUCAAGUCCUGGGGAGAGGAAUCUUGGCGAGAGUUGAACCCACAACUAGCACGUGUCUCAAGAAUUGGUCACCGGGAUAGCGUCAUUGGUGGGACUUGAACCCAGGUCUGCAUUGGUUAUGAAGGUCAGUCCUUAAAGACGUCAGUACACUCCACUAGACCACGUACAUCCUGCCUUUGAAAGCACAGGAUCUUGAUACUUAUUAAAUCCUCCUGUUCUUAUGUCUAUUCUAACUUCAACUACUAGUAGAACUUCCGCGAUUCUCAGGCUGUGUCUUGUGGCGCAAUGGAGAAAGACGCUGUCUGCUGUUGAAACCUCAUCUGAGGGCAACCUGGGUUCAAUUCCUGGGUAUGUCUAUAAAUUUUUUUUUUUUUUUCCC